CAUGAAUCAAAAAUGGUUUUAUCUUUUUAAUUUCUCCUCAUCUUUCAAAUUUUUUGAGGGCUUUUGUUUUCCUUUCUUUUGUUGAUCAAUAGAGCAUUGGAUGCUUCCCACUACUUUACUGACGGGCAAGCGCCGUUAUGAUAUUCGAUAUGCAUCCAAGAUUGAAACGGUGGAAGAUUUGAUUCGUGCCAUAUCGAUGCUGUUGCCAGGUCGAUUUGAAGACAGUGAGUUCUGUUCGCAAACCAUUAUUGCGGCUCUGAACCUGGUGUCUUUGUAUCACACGCAAUUGCUCGUACGGGCGGCGACCAAGGCGGGACUGAAGGAAAAAUUGGAAGCCGAGAAUGAAGACGGACCUCGGUUUGCUUUCAAUGCGUUUAUUCAGCGUCAUUAUCAGGGCCGCGGGCUGAAACGAUUCGCGGCGGUAGGCCUCAGUCUGAUAUCUUACACAGAGGUCUUGUUGGAAAUGAUGGCCAGUCGCUGGUGGCCUAAAUUGACCAAAUGGCGAUGGAUUGUCGGCAUUGAGGCUGUCAAAGUCUUGUUACGGCUGGGACUAUUCUAUGGUACACAUCGACGCAUGAUAUUGCAUCCGACUCACUUGGUGCGCAAUGUGGAUCCAUCGACCUUUACUGCUUCCACCACCGAUAAAUUUGAAUUAGCGACCUUGGAUCCACGCAUCGGCACGCCCUCCACGGCCAAUCCUUCUUUACUCUUGACCGCCAAAGACGCCACCAAGACACCACUCCCACGCAAAGGAUGGGCCCACUUGGCCGAAAUCGUCUGGAUCAUCCGACCAUUGGUAUUUGUCACCCUUAUUUAUAUCCGCCUACGACGGCGCCACAGAUCCCCACUUCAGCGAGAGAAGAAUGCAGAGGAUGAGGAAGAGGAGUGUCUGCAGACGUCCGAUACCAUGGGCUGGAAACCGUGGCUCUUGUCGCUGGGCAUGGAUUUACUCGCGCGCACCGCACGUCACAUGCAGCCCAUGACUUCAUUGGAAAAAGACGAAUCGCGUCGUAGAGAUUAUUUACUCCUUUACUAUCUGCUGAGAGGACCUUUUUAUCUCUAUUUCACAAAACCGCUGCUGGACACCUUUUGUAGUACGACGGAGCAUCGACCUGUCAUUUCCAUCAUUACAUCGGCUUUGAAUGAUUAUCGAUCUUUCUGGGAACAAUAUUAUUUUUACACUGCCGGAUCAUGAAAGCCUCUACUAUCUGGUUGGUUACCUUGCAUUCUUUUUUUCUUUCAUUCCACACUGCAUUCACCGAAAAGAAAUAAAAACCUUAAUUUAUGUUCAUGAGA
Molecule: messenger RNA, 1296 nt
Organism: Radiomyces spectabilis
Lineage: Eukaryota; Fungi; Mucoromycota; Mucoromycetes; Mucorales; Radiomycetaceae
Product: peroxisome membrane protein
Exons: 7
Coding region: 101-1195 (364 amino acids)
Biological process (GO): peroxisome organization
Cellular component (GO): peroxisomal membrane
Source: RefSeq, a predicted model, not a curated record